Messenger RNA from Salarias fasciatus (jewelled blenny), 5949 nucleotides. RefSeq names its product bromodomain and WD repeat domain containing 3 (gene brwd3). The transcript has 40 exons. Gene Ontology annotation, cellular component: nucleus. Gene Ontology annotation, biological process: regulation of transcription by RNA polymerase II; regulation of cell shape; cytoskeleton organization. Gene Ontology annotation, molecular function: protein binding. The record is from RefSeq and is a predicted model, not a curated record. NCBI's taxonomy places the organism in Eukaryota, Metazoa, Chordata, Actinopteri, Blenniiformes, Blenniidae. Bases 114 to 5525 code for a protein of 1803 amino acids.
CAUUCACCACUAGCCUGUGUUAGCUACACACACUUAGCUAGUGUUAGCCAGCCGGCGGCUAAUGAGCAGGCUAAAGCGUCAGCUUUUCUAAAUGUCGCCCGUCCUAUCAAGUGAUGGCGAGAGAAACGUGUUCACAAACCGAAGCUGAGCUGUAUUACCUCAUUGCCAGAUUUCUGCAGUCUGGACCGUGUAAAAAAGCAGCACAGAUUCUGGUGGAGGAGCUGGAGGAGUAUGAGUUGGUCCCGCAGCGAUGGAGCUGGGACGGAGAGAAAUACAAACGAACCUUCCAAGACUGGGUGAGUCUGAACCAGCACAUUCCUGCAGACUAUCUGCUCCGUGUGUGUCAGCGGAUCGGCCCCCUUAUCGAGAAGGAGAUCCCACCUAGCGUUCCUGGAGUACAAACACUGUUGGGACUUGGAAGACAGUCCUUGCUUCGCACCACCAGAAGUUGUGGCCACAAAGUGUGCUGCGGCUCUGCUGUUAUUGCACUCCAUCGAGGACGCCCACCAGAACCUCCAGUCAACAAUGGACAUCCUCCCAGUGUUGUCUCCAUCAUGGGUGCUCGCCAAGCGACGGGUACGGCUCGUUUUGGCCAGACCCUGCCGUCUUCCUCCUACCAACACAUGAAGAUACACAAACGCAUCCUCGGCCACCUGUCUUCAGUCUACUGUGUAGCCUUUGACCGCACUGGCCGUCGGAUAUUUACGGGUUCUGAUGACUGCCUGGUGAAAAUCUGGGCCACAGAUGAUGGCCGGCUCCUGGCAACACUCCGUGGCCACUCAGCAGAGAUCUGUGACAUGGCUGUCAACCACGAGAAUACGCUCAUCGCCUCGGCCAGCUGCGACAAAGUCAUCAGAGUGUGGUGCUUGCGCACCUGUGCUCCCAUUACUGUUCUGCAGGCCCACGCUGCCUCCAUCACAUCCAUACAGUUUUGCCCUGCAGUCAAAGGGACCACAAGAUACCUGGCCUCAACAGGCGCAGACGGCAUGGUGUGUUUCUGGAAGUGGAACUCGCUCAGCAUGAAAUUUAAUGAUCAGCCAGUGAAGUUUGUUGAGCGGUCAAGGCCAGGGGUCCAAGUCUCCACUUCAUCUUUCAGUAGUGGUGGCAUGUUCAUGGCUACUGGUGGCACAGAUCACAUGAUCAGGGUUUACUACCUCGGUGCUGAAACUCCCAUGAAGGUCUCCGAGAUGGACGCUCACACGGAUAAAGUUGUUGUCGUCCAGUUCAGCAAUAACAGCGACAGCCUGAGAUUUGUGAGUGGCAGUCGAGAUGGCACAGCCAGGAUCUGGCAUUACCAGCAACAAGAGUGGAAGAGCAUCACGUUGGACAUGAGUGCCAGGCUGCCCGGAAGUGCUGCUGCCACUGGGGAUGAUAAAACCAAGCUGGUGGUGACCAUGGUCGCCUGGGAUCGAGUCGACUCUACCGUCAUCACAGCCGUGUCCAACUACCUGCUCAAAGUGUGGAGCACGUCUGGACAGCUGCUGCAUGUUUUAUCGGGGCACGACGAUGAGGUGUUUGUGCUGGAGGCUCACCCGUUUGACUCACGCAUCAUGUUAUCUGCUGGUCACGAUGGCAACAUUUACAUCUGGGACUUAACCAAAGGAACCAAAAUCCGCAAUUUCUUCAACAUGAUUGAGGGCCAAGGCCAUGGUGCUAUUUUUGACUGCAAGUUUUCAGCCGAUGGGCAACACUUCGCCUGCACUGACUCACACGGACAUUUGCUCAUUUUUGGCUUUGGCUGCAGCAGACCGUAUGAGAAGAUUCCUGACCAGAUGUUCUUCCACACGGACUACCGUCCUCUUAUCCGGGACUCCAAUAACUACGUCCUGGACGAGCAGACGCAGCAGGCCCCGCAUCUCAUGCCCCCGCCCUUCUUGGUGGAUGUGGACGGGAAUCCUCACCCCUCUCACUACCAGCGCCUGGUGCCAGGAAGAGAGAACUGCAAAGAAGAGCAGCUCGUUCCUCAGCUGGGAUACAUGGCCAACAGCGAUGGAGAGUUGGUCGAGCAAGUCCUUGGCCAGCAAACGGCAGAAAAUGGAGAGAACCUACUGGACAAUCUCAUCAGGCAGCUGCAGAAUGAACAGGAUGAACGGCAGAAUGAACAACAGGCAGCUGAAGGCAACAGAGCCGAUGACGGAGUAGAGAUGGUGGACUCCUCCCCCGCCGUCGGCCCUCGCCGAAGCGGCCAGGUGGACGGGGUCUGGCAGAUGCAGCACAACUCCCUUCAGAGUCAAGUGGCCACAGAGAGGGACCUGUUGGCCUGGAGCCGCAGAGUGGUGGUCAAUGAAGUGCCGCACGGGACGUUCAGGGUUUCAGAGGAAUGCCGACAAGCCAAAGGCGACCUGGAGUGUUCUCUAUACAACGCAGAGCGGAGGAAGAAACCAGCAGCCUGCAUACCGAAGAGCGUUCCACUGGCUUCGCGUCUGCGCUCCUUGCGACCCACCAAGAAGAAGAAGCAGCAGCAUCACGCCUACCAGACCCGCUCGGCUCAAGUCCGCCCUACAGGAAGCAGGAGUCGGAAUAGCAGCACCCGGCGCAACUCGGGCAGCCAGAUAGACUCGGACAGCGAUGGAAAUGCACGAGAGCGGGCGGAGCAAUCUGAAGUCUCCUCCGAUGGUGAAACCCAGUGGCAGAGUGAAAGCAGCUCCAGUGACUCUUCCAGUGAGUAUUCCGACUGGACGGCCGAUGCAGGAAUCAACCUCCAGCCGCCGAAGCGGUCGACGAGACGGCCAGUGCAGCCUUCGGGUUACAGCAGCUCUGAGGAGGAGGAGGAAGGCGGCGAAGAGGCCAAAGAGGCAAAGAAGAAGGAAAAUGAGCAGAGGAAGAAGCCCAAGGAGACCAGACAGAAACCGACGUCCUCUCUGGCGGGACUGGAUGCGGAGGAGUGGGUGCCCCCGUCAUGGAUCGUGGAGACCAUCCCUCGCCGCUCUCCCUUCGUCCCGCAAAUGGGAGAUGAACUCAUCUACUUCAAACAGGGCCACCAGGCCUACGUCCGGGCGGUCCGCAGGGCCAAAGCGUACAGCAUCAACCCUCAGAAACAGCCUUGGAACAGACUCAACCUCAGGGACCAGGAAUCGGUGAAAGUGGUUGGCAUUAAGUAUGAAGUGGGUCCUCCCACUCUGUGCUGUUUAAAGCUGGCUUUCUUGGACCCAGUCUCAGGGAAGAUGACAAAUGAGUCUUUCUCUUUAAAGUAUCACGACAUGCCGGAUGUCAUCGACUUUCUGGUGCUGCAGCAGUUUUACAACGAGGCUAAAGAGCACAACUGGCAGCCAGGUAUGAGGUUCCGCAGCAUCAUUGACGACGCCUGGUGGUUCGGGUUUGUGGAGGAUCAGGAGCCUCUGCAGCUGGAGUACCCGGACAGCCUGUUUCAGUGCUACGCCGUGAAGUGGGAUAAUGGCGAGCGGGAGAGAAUGAGCCCAUGGGACAUGGAGCCCAUUCCUGAAGAAGCGGCAUUGCCCGAGCAGGUUGGCGACGGCGUGGAGGUGGCGGAAGAGGAGCUGAAAGCUCUGCUGUACAGUCCUCAGGAAGGAGAGUGGGGGGCGCACACCAGAGAUGAAGACUGUGAGAGGGUCAUACACGGCAUUGAUCAGCUUCUCACUUUGGAUGUAGCUAAGGCAUUCGCAUUACCGGUCAACUUGCAAGACUACCCGCUGUACUGCACCGUGGUGUCUUAUCCCACAGACCUCCACACCAUUCGCAAGCGGCUUGAGAAUCGCUUCUACAGGCGGAUCUCCGCUCUCAUGUGGGAGGUGCGUUACAUCGAACACAACGCCCGCACCUUCAACGAACCCCAAAGCCCCAUUGUAGCAGCUGCCAAGAUGGUCACUGACGUUCUCCUGCACUAUAUAGGGGAUCAGAGCUGCACAGACAUCUUGGAUCUGUAUCACAAACUCAAGUCUAACGUCAGCAGUGGAGACGAAGCUGAGGUUGACUUGGAUGUAGACUCUGACACCCCGGGGACCUCUACAGGACAUCGAGGAAGCAGCUCAGGCGUUAAGAAGCGUGGCGUGGUUUUAGAUCCAAAAGCAUGGCGAGGUCAAUGUCGAGAGCUGCUGCGCCGCAUGAAGGCUUCUCCGGACUCCGAACCAUUCAGACAGCCUGUGGACCUCUUCGAGUAUCCGGACUAUCGAGACAUCAUUGACACGCCCAUGGAUCUGGCCACAGUGUCGGAGACGCUGCUCGCAGGAAACUACAGCAAUCCGGUGGAGUUCGCCAAAGACAUCCGCCUCAUUUUCGUCAACUCGAAAGCAUACACACCUAACAAGAAGUCGCAGAUCUACACCAUGACCCUCAGCUUGUCUGCCUUCUUCGAAAAACACAUCAUCUCCAUCAUCUCGGACUACAAGUCUGCCGUUCAGAACGAAAAGCGGACCCGCCAGAGACUCAGCAACAGGAGCAGGUUGCACAACGGGGGGAGCUCCCCGCCAAACAGUCCGUCUCCCGGCACUAAAGGGAAGCACAAGUCAGGGAGGGUGUCCAGGCCAAGGAAGUCCCAGACCUCAACCAAGACUCGCUCUCACAGAUCAUAUCAAGCUCAGCAAAGCAACAGUGUAGCAGAUGAAGAGGAAUCCCAGCCUUCUUCGCCAAGUUCAGGGACGAGUGUGGAGAGCAGACAUCAGGGGCCUCACCGGGUGACCCGCAGCCAGGCAACCCCUGUGAAGAAGUCAGGGCACCAGCGCAGCUCCCGUCCGGGCAACGGCUCGAGGCGACAAGCACAGCAGUCCGACGAGGACGAUCGGGAAGAGGCGACCAGGUCCAACAGCUCCUCGUCCGACUCGUCCUCCACCUCUUCGUCCUCUUCCAGCUCCUCCUCCUCAUCUUCGUCCUCGUCGUCCGACAGCGACAACAGCUCCGACUCGGAAGCGGAGAAGUACGUGGAGGGAGGGGAUCACGACUACAGCAAAGCCCCCUGCUUGUCCGUGCGUCUCUCGGCUAAGGGGAAAGCGGCGGCCUCAGGGAAAAGGAAACAUGAAGAAGAAGAAGAAGAAGAAGCAGCACAGAGACCGAAAAAAGCACGAGUUCACCUGCUGGUAAAACAAGAAGAGGAAGAGGAGGAGGAGGCAGAGGAUGGAGAGGAAGAGGAGGAGGAAGAAGAAGAAGAAGAAGAGGAGGAAGAAGAAGAAGAGGAGGAGGAGGAGGAGGAGGAACAGCAACAGGUGAAUGUAAAACAAGACGAGGGAGAAGGAGACGAUGAGGAGGAAGAGGAGGAACCUGAAGAAGAAGAGCCCGAGGAAGAAGAAGAAGAAGAGGAGGAGGAGGAGGAGGAUGACGAUGACUCUGGGGUACAUAAAGCCACCGCUGCAGCGGCACCAGCAGUGAACAGCUCGAGGAGCAGCCAGUGCAAAUCUCGGAGGGUCAACACCCGGAACCAGGGCCGCAGGACAGUCCUGUACAGGGACGACUCGGAGGACGACGGCCACGGGUCGAAGGACGACCCCCUCAACCUGGGCAUGUCCCGCUCAGGGCGGGUCCGCCGCAUGACGGAGAAGGCGCGCGUCAGCCACCUCAUGGGCUGGAGCCACUGACACGGCGCCCCCUUCAGACCUCAUUCACAAGAAAAACAGAACUGUUCCACGCAGACGAUACUUCAGGGAUUUUUUUUUUUCUUUUUUCUUUUGUAAAAGUGUGUACAUAUAAUAUAUAUAGAGAGAGAUUUUCUUUUUAUCUGAGACUGCUUAUGACUCUCAAACUGAUAACUGGUGCUCCUAAAACGUUGCCGGGGGUUUCUUUCCUCCCCCUGGGUUAACAGAGCUACUGUUCAACACGGACCCUCUCCCUACCGGACUAACUCACCUCGGCCUUACUGCUCGCUGGAAGAGCCUCCACGACGCGGCGCAUCGCUUCUCCUCUCUCACGUCCCGCAUUAAAACACUAUGUUUACUCGUCUUCGUCCCUCCAACGACUUCUCUCGCUCCCGGUCACCAAAGAAGGAUGUGGACAUGCCAAAAA